AUGCAGGUCCUUCGACAGAGCCAUGACGUCAGGCAGGUUGGGCACUUUGGAUUCUUGAAAACCUUGCACCUGGCUACGAGGCAGUUUUGGUGGCCAGGGAUGAAAAAGGACAUUGAGAGAAUAACUUUCCUCUCCUACAAAGAAUAUCUCAGCAUCCUCCUCAUCUCCAUGGCCUUACUGUUGUUUCUAACCACAGGCCUUGUUUUAAUCAUAUUCCUUAAAUACCUAGAAACUCCCAUAGUCAAAGCCAACAACCGGGACCUCUCCUUCAUCCUCCUGGUCUCCCUCCUCCUUUGUUUUUUGUCCUCUUUUCUCUUCAUUGGCCAACCAAGGAAAGCUACCUGUCUUCUCCGACAAACAAUGUUCAGCAUUGUCUUCUCAAUAGCUGUGUCUUCUGUGUUGGCUAAAACUAUCAUGGUGGUGCUGGCUUUCCUGGCCUCAAAACCAGGAAACAGGGUGAGAAGAUGGUUGGGGAAAAGCUUGGCCAACUCCAUCAUCCUUUCUGGUUCUGGUGUCCAAAUUCUCAUCUGUGCCAUGUGGUUGGGAGUUUCUCCACCAUUUCCUGACUCUGAUCUGCACUCCCAGCCUGGAGUGAUCAUCCUGCAAUGCAACGAAGGCUCUGUCAUCAUGUUUUAUGUUGUCCUUGGCUACAUGGGCUUCCUGGCUGCCAUCUGCUUCACUGUGGCUUUUCUGGCCAGAAACCUGCCUGGGGCCUUCAAUGAAACCAAGCUGAUCACCUUCAGCAUGCUGGUCUUCUGCAGUGUCUGGGUCUCCUUCCUGCCCACCUACCUGAGCACUAAAGGAAAAUCCAUGGUUGCCGUGCAGAUCUUCUCCAUCUUGGCCUCCAGUGCUGGACUAUUAGGCUGCAUCUUUGUCCCCAAGUGCUACAUUAUCAUCCUGAGACCAGAUCUAAACACGAAGGAACAUCUAAUGACAAAAGCAGUGAAAUGA
Molecule: messenger RNA, 951 nt
Organism: Pantherophis guttatus
Lineage: Eukaryota; Metazoa; Chordata; Lepidosauria; Squamata; Colubridae
Source: RefSeq, a predicted model, not a curated record